AUGCAUGGUUUUAGUGUUGGUGGGGAGCGAGAGGGAUUUUUGUGUCUCCCAACAGACACAGACUUUAAUUUGCUUCUGACAGAAAGAUGUCUGUUGAGAGAAUGCGACUUUGCUCUGCUAAAGUUUUGGACAGAAAACUAUGUGUAUGAUGCUUUAAGCUCACGAAAGGCGGAGCUACUUCAAUCAGGGCGAUAUACAUGCUUCAAAUAUCCAAUCAGGGUGUUUGAAGGCUUUGAUAUUGUUACUAAAAUAUCAUUCAUUGAUGAAAAAUCGUUUUAUGUAACACAAUCUAUUCUAAGGAACGCCGAUAAAUGUCUGUGUGCCACCGUGUUAUCUGUUCAUCAAAUUGUCGGGACAAAGAUGUCUACAUUAUUGGGGAGCAAAAGUACCACCUUGAAUAAAUCCGAGUUUGAAAAUGUAGUAAUAACGUUCCAAGAAUUCCAUUCGGAUUAUUUCAAACAAGUGAAAGAUUCCUGGAAAGGUGUUUGA
Ruditapes philippinarum (Manila clam) is the source of this 489-nucleotide messenger RNA. RefSeq names its product protein THEM6-like. The transcript has 3 exons. NCBI's taxonomy places the organism in Eukaryota, Metazoa, Mollusca, Bivalvia, Venerida, Veneridae. The record is from RefSeq and is a predicted model, not a curated record. Bases 1 to 489 code for a protein of 162 amino acids.